Messenger RNA from Talaromyces rugulosus, 447 nucleotides. RefSeq lists its product as uncharacterized. The record is from RefSeq and is a predicted model, not a curated record. The transcript has 2 exons. Lineage: Eukaryota; Fungi; Ascomycota; Eurotiomycetes; Eurotiales; Trichocomaceae. Bases 1 to 447 code for a protein of 148 amino acids.
AUGGCCAUGCCAAGUCCCGUAAAUAUGACACCGCAAAAGGGUCCUUCAUCUCCACAUGCCCCUUUCGCUGCUUCUCCAACCCCACAGAAUCUGCUCCAGCCGCAGCAGCAGCAGCAGCAACAACAAAAUCACCAACAACGCCCGAAACGCCUCCUCAUCCUUCAAGAGACGAAAUCGCCAGCUCUUGAAUCCGCAUAUGUACCAAUCAACACUCUUGGGCUUCCCAUUGCGGGCCCCGGUCCUUAUUUCCCGGACUGUUCGACGACAGUGUCGAACUUGCCUCUGAAAGUGAUCAAGUCGUUUACCGAGAUUUUUAAUUCUCCGCGGUAUAAGAAUUGGGCUGUUGUUGCUGCUGGGCCAUACCGUGAUGUAAGCGAGGAUGGAAAGUUUUAUGCAGUUGUUUUAGAGCAGAUCAGAGACCAGUCAUCGGAUAGCACAAACAAAUGA